Amyelois transitella is the source of this 1602-nucleotide messenger RNA. RefSeq names its product notchless protein homolog 1 (gene Nle). Gene Ontology annotation, biological process: Notch signaling pathway; ribosomal large subunit assembly. The record is from RefSeq and is a predicted model, not a curated record. The transcript has 10 exons. Gene Ontology annotation, cellular component: nucleolus. Gene Ontology annotation, molecular function: protein binding. NCBI's taxonomy places the organism in Eukaryota, Metazoa, Arthropoda, Insecta, Lepidoptera, Pyralidae. The coding region runs from base 97 to 1518 and encodes 473 amino acids.
CAUCCUUUGUUUAUCAUUGUUUUUAAGGUUAUCUUUACCAACAAGACAUGCACAUAGGUAUUCUUUUUGAAUAAUUUUAUUUAACUUGUAAUAAACAUGGAAGUGGAUUUACCUAGCUGUGUUCAAGCAAAACUAAAAUCUGAUACGGGAGAAGAAGUUGGGGGCACUUUGGACCUGCCUUUGAAUAUUACCAAAGAUCAGCUGCAACUCAUCUGUAAUGCACUUUUACAAGAGGAAGACAAACCGUUCCUCUUCUUUGUCAAAGAUGUUGAAAUCACAUCAACAUUGAAAGACUCACUGGAUAUUAAAACUUUGAAUUCUGAAGAAGUUGUGGAUAUAAUAUAUCAACAACAAGCAGUUUUUAGAGUACGUCCAAUAACAAGAUGUACUAGUUCUAUACCCGGGCAUGCAGAAGCUGUUAUAUCAACCAGCUUUAGUCCAUCUGGCAAACAGAUAGCCAGUGGCUCAGGGGACACGACUGUCCGAUUUUGGGAUUUGAGUACUCAAACACCUCUUCAUGUCUGUAAAGGCCACAAUAACUGGGUGCUAUGCAUAAGUUGGUCACCAGAUGGUUCAAAACUAGCAUCUGCUUGCAAACAAGGAAAAAUUAUUUUAUGGGAACCAAAUACUGGAAAGCAGAUUGGCAAAACUAUGACUGGCCAUAAGCAGUGGAUUACAGCAUUAGCUUGGGAACCAUAUCAUAAAAAUCCAGAUUGCAGAAAAAUAGCAAGCUCUUCAAAGGAUGGUGAUGUAAGAAUAUGGGACACAGUGACAGGACUUACAGUCCUAAGUUUGUGUGGACAUUCGAAAGCUGUCACUGGUAUUAAAUGGGGGGGAAAUGGGCUAAUAUACACAUCCUCACAGGAUAGAACAAUCAAAGUUUGGAGAGCUGAUGAUGGAAUUCUUUGUAGGACUUUGGAAGGACAUGCUCAUUGGGUGAAUACACUGGCAUUAAGUACUGACUAUGUGUUGCGCACAGGUCCAUUCCAUCCUGUCAUGGAUCAAAAUGGAUUUAUCACUGAUAAAAAGGUCUUACAGCAAAGAGCUUUGGAAAGGUAUGAAGCCGUAUGUACACAAGGUGCAGAAAAACUAGUUUCUGGUUCAGAUGACUUUACACUAUUUUUGUGGCUACCAGAGAAGGAAAAGAGACCAAUGGCAAGAAUGACAGGGCAUCAACAACUUAUAAAUGAUGUUAAGUUUUCACCAGAUACAAGAAUAAUAGCAUCAGCAUCAUUUGAUAAAUCAGUGAAACUAUGGGAAGCAGCCACUGGGAAGUUCAUCACAUCCCUCAGAGGACAUGUGCAAGCCGUGUACAUGGUGGCUUGGUCUGCAGACUCCAGACUUUUACUUAGUUCCAGUGCAGACUCUACAUUGAAAGUUUGGAAUAUGAAGACUAAAAAAUUGGAGCUAGAUUUACCAGGUCAUGCUGACGAAGUGUACGCUGUAGACUGGUCACCAGAUGGCGCAUAUGUGGCUUCAGGGGGUAAAGACAAAGUUUUGAAAUUGUGGCAGCAUUGAAAAACUUAUAAAACAUCAGAGGAUUAUUUUAUUGUAGAAAUAAAGUACCUAAUUACAUUAUUUUGAAUAAAUUAAUAUGAAGUU